AUGCCCGCUCUUGAGAUAACCAACUUCAACAUCAUCGUCAGCCUCCUGGGCGGGUGGAUUGCGGCAUUUGGAUUGGUCUCCUAUCUGUCCAAGGAGAACCUCUACCUCUCUGAGGCCCUCGUAUCCCUCCUGGCCGGCGUUGCUUUCUCCCCAGCCGGAGCCAACUUCAUUCGCCCCCUCGACUAUGCUGGCAAUAGCAAAGAUGUCGAGGCCAUUACGCUAAACUUCACGCGACUGGUGCUAGGCGUGCAGCUUGUCAUUGCAGGUGUGCAGCUCCCCAGUAGGUACUUGCAAAAGGAAUGGAAAUCACUCUCUAUUCUCGUGGGAGUCGUCAUGGCUAUGAUGUGGUUGACCACCAGUCUGCUGGUAUGGGCCUUUAUGCCACAACUCCCGCUCCUCCAUGCCUUGGCCAUAGGAGCCUGCGUCACUCCAACCGAUCCGAUUCUGUCCAGUGCUAUCGUAAAAGGCAAAUUUGCCGAGCAUAACGUGCCUAAGAAGCUCCAGCAGAUCAUCGUUGCCGAAUCCGGAGCCAAUGACGGCCUCGGAUAUCCGUUCCUCUUCCUUGCCCUGUAUCUCAUCAAGUACACCAGUGACGAAGCGAAUCCAGCAGAUGGCGGCUCUUUGACAGCCAUCAGUCUGUGGUUGGGAGACACGUGGGGCUAUACUAUCCUCUUGAGCGUCGCAUACGGCGCCGCUGCAGGCUGGGCCGCCAAAGAUCUAUUGCACUGGGCCGAGAAGCGAGAGUAUAUCGACAAAGAGAGCUUUGUAGUAUUCGCUAUCGCUCUGGCCCUGUUUGUCUUGGGCACAUGUGGUAUGAUUGGAAGCGAUGAUGUGUUGGCUUGCUUCGUGGCCGGUAAUGCCUUCACCUGGGAUGACUGGUUCCGCCUACAAACUGAGCAUGACUCUUUUCACCCAACCAUCGACAUGUUACUCAACAUGACCAUAUUCAUGUGGUUUGGCGCAGUAUGCCCGUGGAGUGAUUUCUUGAACAGCGACGUCAUCUCAAUUUACCAAUUAAUUCCUCUCGGCAUUCUGGUCCUGCUCGUUCGACGGCUCCCAUGGGUGUUGGCCGCACAUAAAUACAUCCACCAAAUCUCAGACACAAGGGAGGCAUUGUUCGCAGGGUUCUUUGGCCCCAUUGGAGUGUCCGCCGUCUUUUACGUGUACAUUUUGGCUGAGUUUAUCGACAAGUACCUAGUCGACGGAGACGAGGUCCGCGCCGACGUCAAAGACCUUCGGGAAGCCGGUCUGGUCGUUGUCUGGUUUCUUGCCGUUUGCAGUGUGGUUGUUCAUGGUCUGUCUAUCCCCGUGGCAAAGGUUGGCUUCUUUGUUCGUGAAAAGGUCAUGGGACGCCUUAGGUGUGAGAGCUUGGGGUCCAGUGAAGCCUUACCUCAAAGCCAGCUAUCGCCAGGUCCUGCCAACGUGGAGACACCGUUGUUGCCCAAGUCCUAUCAGUCCUUUCAAAGCAUACGGGAAGAGAGACUGGGAUCUUCUUGUUGA
Molecule: messenger RNA, 1500 nt
Organism: Ilyonectria robusta
Lineage: Eukaryota; Fungi; Ascomycota; Sordariomycetes; Hypocreales; Nectriaceae
Product: Na/H antiporter
Exons: 3
Coding region: 1-1500 (499 amino acids)
Biological process (GO): regulation of membrane potential; sodium ion export across plasma membrane; proton export across plasma membrane
Cellular component (GO): plasma membrane
Molecular function (GO): sodium:proton antiporter activity
Source: RefSeq, a predicted model, not a curated record